Molecule: messenger RNA, 3076 nt
Organism: Ostrea edulis (European flat oyster)
Lineage: Eukaryota; Metazoa; Mollusca; Bivalvia; Ostreida; Ostreidae
Product: cilia- and flagella-associated protein 45-like
Exons: 9
Coding region: 153-1820 (555 amino acids)
Source: RefSeq, a predicted model, not a curated record
UUUUCUCUUAGUGCAAGAGUUAGCGUCCUUUGUUACCGACAGCCAUUAUGCAACCAUAGCUACCGUCUGUAAAUAGCAGCAGGCCGCGCAGGCACUGUCACAAUAAAGUUCAGGGAUUUAAGGAAAAACAGAGUAGAAACAAAUAACACAGUAUGCCUGGCAGUGCUAUUUCAGCAGCAGGAAGUUCUGCUUCCUCGUCAUCUUCAAGGAGAGCAAAAACACGCAAUUACCGAGUAGUCAGUCACACAUCACAAGUGGACGAGACAUUAUUUGGUGCACCCAACCAUGUGGAACAGAGAAAUCAAAUGUUAAAGGACAAAAUGGAUCAAGGAAUUUCCAUUGAAGAACUAGCUAGAGAAAGAAGUGCAAAGAGAAAAAAUUCAAAGAGGGGAAAAAAUGACAAAGAAACAGUUCAAGUCAUCACAAAGGAUCUUAUAAGAAAUCUAAUUGUCCCUGGAGAGGACCCAUCUGGGAAUUCAAUGAUCCUUCCUCGUCACGAAUUCUACAGAAUUGUUAUGGAGGCUCAAGUCAAAACGAAAGAGCAGAGAGAGGCUGAGGAAGCUAUCAUGAAGCGCCAGAAGGAGGAAAUGAUGGAGGCCAGUCAACAGAGAAAGAAUAUGAUGAAACAAAGGGAUAUGGAGAGAAGAAAGAAUGAGAAGUUAAAUGAUCUGGAAGAAGAAGCAAAAGAGAAUGCUGAACACCUGUUAUCAAAGGCUAAUUCCAUGAGACAGGAGCAGGAGGAUGAGAUUAAACACUUAAAUGAGUUGAUCCUCAAUGCUAAAUGUCAUGCAAUCAGAGAUGCACAGAUCCUGGAGAAGAAACAUAUAAAGGGUGAGAUGAUGGAGGAAGACAAGAGGCUGGAUGUGAUGAUGGAAGUGGACAGGCAAAAUGCCAUCACAAUCCAAGAGGAGAUUGAAAAGAAGAGGAAAGGGGAACGACUCUUGGGAGCUGCAAAACUCCUUGAUCAGAUUCAGGAGAAUGAGCAGGAGAGACUGUUUGAUCUGGAGAGGAAGGACCAGGAAAAUAUCCAGAUGCAAAAAUACAUUGAGAAAAUGAUGGAUGAGGACAAAGUGUCUCUGGAGAAGAAACAUGCCGAGCAGCUGUCACUGCGGGAGGACUUAAAUAAAGCCAAUGAGGAUCUGCUCCGUCGUCGUGAGAUAAAAAAAGAGCAAGAAGUCGCAGAGGAACACAAGGUGGUGGAAUACAUGAAGAAGAAAGCAGAAAGAGAAGCUGCAUUUGAGAAGGAACAAGAGAGAAUCCGAAUUGAAAAGGAGAAAGAAACAGCCAAGCUACGAGCCCUUCAGGAACGAGCCCGUGAUGAGCAGGCUGAACGCGAUGCCCUCCGAGCCAAGCGAGCUCAAGAGCAAGCCGAGAGAGAAUGGAGAAAGAAAGAAGCGGAAGAGGCCGUAAAGAAGACAGAGAUGGAAGUCUCACUCAUACAUGCUCGCUCUCAACAGAUGCAGCAGAAAGAACACUUCCUGGCAGUCCAGGCUCAGAGAGAACGGGCAGAGUUUGAGAGAGUGCUCAGGGCUCAGAAGGAGUUGGUGGAGAAAGAAAAGAGAGAGGAACAGGAAUCCAGAAAGAAGCGUUUAACACAUGCGGACGACGUCAGGAAACAGAUCCGUGACAAGGAGCAGGUCCGCGUUCUGGAGAGGAAUGCAUUCUUUGAGGAGGGUGUUAAGUUAGAUGAGGAGGCACGGGAGAGGCGACAGAAAUUAGAGGAAGUGAAAAAGAAGAAGCUGAGUGAACUGAGAGAUGCAGGCAUUCCAGAGAAAUAUAUAGGUCAUGUUGCUCACAAAGUCAAUGUUGUUGUUGCAUAAGACAAUGCAACAUCAGGUGCGAAAUUGUUGCAGAGAAAAAGCUUUGUUGUUCAGCAGUCUGAGCUAAUUCAUUCAGAAGCACUAUCAGAAUAUUAAACAUAUUAGUUAAAAUAUUCUGAAAGUUGCAAGAACUUUCAACACAAAAUUUUAAUUUUAGAAAAAUGCAAACUUUAAAAAUACAAAUCAAAAACUGAUAACAAGAAUUCAUCAGGAAGUAAGAAUACUCUUUGAGUUGAAAGUUCUGUUCGGUUUGCUGUGUUUUGUGCACACAAGAGAAAUGUCCAUUUGUGUAUGUUAUGUGGUGCCUUGCUGUGUUUCACUAUAUCUACAAAGUCCAAAUACAAUGUGCUUAAACCAGAGUGCUGCUAGUUGUUUGUAAACUAAAAUUCUGUCUUCAAAGUGUUAGGGUUGCUUGCAUAAUCAGAUUUGCAGUUGCAUUAUACAAAGAUGCAAAUGGCAAGGUUAGAAGAUUUUUAAGGUCAUAUUCAGUCUUAAAAAACUAUAUACCAUAAUAUAAAAUAGUACAAAUAUGUAUAUUUUGAAAACAGGGGCUGUGACAAAAUCACUGUUGCAUGAUAAUACACAUAUUGAUGUUAAUAAUACACAUAUCGAUAUCAAUAAUACACAUAUUGAUCUGUUGGUCUAAUUCUGGUUUUCUUAUUUUUGCAGGGCUGCUGGAAUACCAGACAAAUAUUUAUCUCAAGUGGAAAGAAAAGUCAACCAACCACAGCACAUCUGUACUUAACCCUGAUAAUGACUACAACAGAGGAAUGAAAAGCAGGGAAAUCAACUUUUUAUUAUGAGGAGAACUCCUGGCUAGCUGCCAAUGCAUGCUUCAUCUGUGAUAUGUUUGUUUCAAAGUCAUUCAGUAUUCAUCAGUUUUAAAUAUUAGGAAGAUUGAGUUAAAAACAUUAAUGAGACUGAAUGCAUUUAUCUUAUAUUGAGCAACUGUUCUUGUGAAUGUCGUUUUAUUUUUUUUAAUUUGGUUACGUUGAGGAAUGGAUUUGUUAAACAUUACCUGCGGUUGUCUACUUUAAAUAGAUUCUAAUCAUGGCCGACCCAAGAAAUUUUAACUCAGCUACAGAUCAGCAGUGCUACGUAUUGAAUGUCUGCACCUGUAUCAAGUUCUUGUGUGUCACAAUAUUUUUUAAAACUUCAUUCUUGGUCUAACAUGAUUGUCACAUGUAUGACUUGAAUUAUUUGUAAAUAUAUUGUAAAUUAUAUCUAGAUAUACAAAUAAAUUGAUUUAAAUAAAA